AUGCGCGGUCGUGGUCUGGUCGAAGAGUUCAAAUGGCGCAAUGGAUCAAUCAGCAGUGCAUUAAACCGGCCUUCAAAAGAGGGAACACCAGAAUUGCUCCAUCUUAGCAUGGCCGGGUUACAUCAUAUCAAGUGCGACUCUGGUGCAAAGGAAGACCUCUCCUCAGCUUCAAACUCUGCAGAAAAGUGCAUUACUGAUACUACUAAAAACGGAUUAGCAAAUAAAUUUGGGGAGGAUAACUGGAGGUGCCUUACCACUUAUACGAUACUUUUAAGUGCACAAAAUUUAACCAUGUGCCUAGUGCCAGAUUCAGGAGUGCAGCCACUACUUGCUCUACCUGAUUUGAAGCUGGAUUCCACUCACCAGUCACAAGCGAUGGCUCAUCUGGAAACUUUAGCCAGCAUGCAGGGAUUAGAUAUUGCAAUUCUGGAUGCGACACGAUUGACCUCUCUUCAACGGCAGCUCCGGGGGGACAUAAUUGAUCUCAUGCGCCAAAGGAGAUCCGGAGAAGAGCUGGGAGAGAGGAAAAUAGUGUAUGACCAA
Molecule: messenger RNA, 543 nt
Organism: Acaulospora colombiana
Lineage: Eukaryota; Fungi; Glomeromycota; Glomeromycetes; Diversisporales; Acaulosporaceae
Source: the annotation of a GenBank genome assembly